Messenger RNA from Phytomonas sp. Hart1, 801 nucleotides. The record is from the annotation of a GenBank genome assembly. NCBI's taxonomy places the organism in Eukaryota, Euglenozoa, Kinetoplastea, Trypanosomatida, Trypanosomatidae.
AUGCCCAACCCACUCACCGGCCUGCGUGUGUCCGCGCUGACCGCAGCCAAUGUUCUGCUCGCACUGCUUGUCGGGACCCCGCUGAUCGCUGCGGGGCACCGUUGUGUCUUCGACGAGCUGCAGCGCCUGCAGCUGGCGACUGGCACCAGUGCCGUCCCCGAGGUGGGGGACCGCGGGGCGCCGCCGCGGCAGGGUGCGGAGCAGCAUGGCAGCUUUACAGCCCCUGACCCAUGGGAGCCGAUCCGCAUCUCGGUGUUCACCAAGGACCUCGACGACAGCUCUCGCUACUGCACACAGCCAGGGGAGAUGAAGCCUGAUUUUUUUGGUUCUAUGCUUAAGUGUAAUUCCGAUAACGUGCUCACCGAUGAAAAGAAGCGGAUACUGCGUGAGGUGAUUGUACCCAACGCGGUGCAGAUGCACGAGGAUCGCCUGCUGGUGCAACCGCUCAGAGACAACAUUUGUGUUCAACACUUCACGGACGACGUUUGCUCUCAGUUUACAAUUCCCCAGUCCCACCACACCACCGGUGUGCCGGAUACCGACUUCGUGCUGUAUGUUGCGGCGGGACCAACUGAACCUGGUAAUUUCGCGUGGUCAAUCACGUGCCAGUUCGACACCAACGACCGCCCCUUGGUGGGUGUAGCCGAUAUUGGGUCCGUGGUUACUACCAACAUUAUUCCAUCUACACCUAUCUUGGUACACGAAAUACUUCACGCUCUGGGAUUCAACAUUGAAACUUUUCAAAGCAGAGGAAUGAUUAUUGAUGUGUCUGUUCGCGGUAAAAAAAAAGUUCUGUCAUGA